Molecule: messenger RNA, 2948 nt
Organism: Ruditapes philippinarum (Manila clam)
Lineage: Eukaryota; Metazoa; Mollusca; Bivalvia; Venerida; Veneridae
Exons: 6
Coding region: 203-1639 (478 amino acids)
Source: RefSeq, a predicted model, not a curated record
AAAUGCCUUAAGGUAUGUUCUUUUAGCAGUCAAAAUGUUUGACCUUCUUUCUCAAGUUAUUAAAACGUACUUCUGACCAACUUUACUGUUUGUGCUAACACUCUAAUAUUUAUGAUGUGGGAGUUAUAAGAGGAAAAAUGUGAACAUUGGAAGGGAAUAAACGUCACGGAAAUAGUUACUAAAAUUGUUAAGGACUGAUUUAAUGGAAUAUAAUUCGUAUAAAACAGAUAUGAAGGUUGCUUUACAGAAGUAUCUAGAACGAACCAUUUUGUUCGUAUUGUGCAUGUGCGUAAUGUGUUUGCUAAUACAGAACAGUUUGUUACAACAGUCCCGCACGGGCUAUCUAAUCAUUCAUCAGAACGGUGAGUCGUUCCGGGUGAGGUCUAGGAAAUAUUUAGAGACUGAUACAUUAACAAACAGUGGUCAACAUCUUGCUUAUAAACGGUCUGAUGAAGAUGAUAACCUCACAACUACGCAAUCACCGUUUCAAGAUACUUUACUGCAAUGGCGCCAAUAUGAAAGAGAGGCUCUGGCUGUGUUUAUCUUGAGCGCCAUUGGCUCAAAUUCUACAACAAAGGGAGGCUACAAACGUGAAAUUAAAUUGAACGGUUGGGAGGCUAUGAAGCACCGGUUGGCGAGCAUCAAGUGCUGUGUUUUAUGGAAUACUGAUAAAUUUUCUUACUUUAAAGAUCCUGAGAAAAUAUUCUGGAAAAGUAGCAGAUUAGCUGCAACACAAUUUACAUGUCCCAUUCGAGGACCUUUAGUAGACGUAAGGGGUGUAACUCUUGAGUUCAGAAAGAAGCCAUGUCCGAGGGACGAAUCUGUGUAUGUGAAACCAUUUUUGCCAAAACUUCAACCGAAAGAAUCAUUUGCAAUUUGUGUAAAAAUAGUUUACGGUGUGGUAGAUAUGAAGCUGCUGGUAGACUGGAUGGAAUAUUACCGUGAAAUGAAAGUAGACAAAGUAUUCAUGUUUACGUAUAAUUUAACUAGAAACAUAGAAACAGUUCUACAGCAUUAUACAAAUACAGGCUUCUUAGAAAGAAGACAUUUUGAUUUUCCAUGGAAGAAAGAUGGUUUAAUGAAGCGGGAGAUCGGUGUAAAGAUGCCGAGUGUGUGGCAAGAUGAACAGGUGGUUGUGUUCGAUUGUUACCAGCGUCUCCAAGGUUACACUUACAUCUCCAUUAUUGACCUUGACGAGUUUCUGUUACCAAGAAAACACAGCAACAUAAAGAAAAUGAUGAAUGAUAUCACUAGACAGUACCCAAAAGCUGCUGGAUUUACACUUAAAAGUUUUAUUUUCGCAAAAGAUUGGAAUAAAACUGUAGCUACUAGUGGUUCUGACAUUGUGCAAUAUUUACGGAGAACACCGGCUCUCUACACACGACAGAAAAAUAUCCUUAUUCCAGGGCGGGUUCAACCAAAAAGUCUCGAUACUCACGAGUUUGAGCCCGAGACUGGAUAUGAAAGAAUAAAACUACCGGAGUCUACAGCUGCACUAAAUCAUUACCGCACGUGCUAUUCCGACUUCCGGAAAUUAUGCAGAAACAAGAAAAAGAGAAUUUUUGAUAAAGCAAUUUUAAAUGUGGUUGAUAGAUUUCGAAAUAGAACUUUAUGGAUAAAUGAUGUUGGUAUUUCAUGAUUUAAAGAUUAUGUUUCGUUAGGUAUUCAAGUUAUAAAUGACUGGAGGAAACUUAAAAUACAUUCAAUCACCGCGAGAACACUCGUGCGGCGAUUUGCAAAAUCACGUGGCAGCAGCAAGAAAAAUUAAAACACGAGCGCUAUCAAUAUUUUAUAAAUGUGUGUAAGAUAUUUUAACUUAACUGGUACUGUGUUAGCGUAUUUUGUCUAAACUUUAGUUGUUUUAUUAUUUAUAUACAAGUGGCGUUAUUCUUACCGGUAUUUCUUCUGUUUAUGUGUAUAGUACGUGCCUGUAAUAUGGAGUUCAUUUUAGCUUGUGAAUUUGAAAUUUUGCUAUCAUUAGAUCUGAUAAAAACAACAAAUUAAAAGCUGUUUCUUUACUGAAAUGGUUCUGUUAUUUACAACGUCACAUUCCGCAGGUGUUAAAACGUAUUUUUUUUGCAAUUCUUUCAUUUAUGUCUUAGAAUUAUUAUUAGCAUUUUACAGUAACGUUUUGUAAGCCAAGAUAGAUAAAUAGCUAAAUAAUGUAAAAAGAACGAUUUAUAAGAAGAUUGGUUGUUACAAUAUCAGUGCUGCAUAUUGAAAUAAAUGUUUACGAUCUCCUAAUUUUGUUGCUCUACAAUGUUACUUUUUAAAAACACAAAAUGCUAUCUUGUUUCUUUUAUAUAUUUUCUCAUUUAUAAUAUGAGCCGCGUCAUGACAAAACCAACAUAGUGCGUUUGCGACCAGCAUGGAUCCAGACAAGCAUGCGCAUCCGCACAGUCUGAUCAGGAUCCAUGCUGUUCGCUAUUAGUUUCUCUACUUGUAAUAGGGUUGGUAAGCGAACAGCAUGGAUCCUGAUCAGACUGCGCGGAUGCGCAGGCUGGUUUGGAUCCAUGCUGGUCGCAAACGCACUAUGUAUGUUUUGUCAUGACGCGGCUCAUAUAAUGGUUAUCCGAUUAUUCAUUCAUUUACAGGAAAACAAGGGAGGUAACUAAAGUAUUAGUAUUUAACUGGCGUUUUCAAUAAAUUUAUCAAAUUAAAAAGUGAUCUUUUUAACUGUUCACAACAAAAAUGACCAUGAACGGUGAAUAUUUGUUGUUUAUGUUGUCGCUGUUGUUUAGUCACGUUAUAUAAAGAAUGAAUCUGACAUUUAUUUCAGUUCAUAUAAACUUUUUUAAGACACUCAUUAAGAACAAAUGAUCGUUUGCUCACUCAUUGUCAUGUGUAUGUUACUUUUCCAGUCCUUCCAAAUAGUCAAGUGAUACUUCCUAUGGACUAAAGAUUUAUUCGUUAUCUGUUAUAUAACUUAUAUUUUAUGAACAGAAUAA